GAGCUGCCAUUCAUUUACUGUCUUAGUGUGGAGAGUCUUAAACAAUCACCAUGUCUCUCGCUCUGUUGCUGCUGCUCAUCAGCAGCGCCCAGGCUACUCAUUUUUAUGGAACAGUGAUGACGUACUACCCAAAAAACACUGAUGCUAAUGGAUCCGUCAAGGUGGUCCUUCGCUAUAAGCUCGGCUUCCACACUUGCAGCGGUCAGACGUGGACCUGCCACAGCGGGGACUGUGGGAACCAGACUGUCCUGACCAAGACAGUGGACCAGGAGAGCAGUGGACCCUGGUGUCAGACAGAGGGAAUCAUGACUCGCCAGGUUCCCAGCAACGCUCCCUUUCAGCUGUUGUUGUCUAGUGGUGACUGGAUAAAUAACGUACAGAGCAUUUUGUCGUGGAGUGCUGUGACCCUGGUGGAACUAAGGAACCGGUCAGACAUCGGCCGAGCCAACACGUCCCCCCAGACCACCAUCCUGCCCCUUCUGAUAGUUCCUUCAAACUGUCAGAGAGAGUUCAACCUGUUGGCGUUCGACCCGGACGGAGAUGAGGUUAGAUGCAGAUAUGGAGAUGUAACUCUGUCUGAGUGUGCUACCUGCACACCGCCGACUGUUCUCAAUCUCUCAUCAUCCUGUACUCUGUCCUUCAGCCCCACCCUGAGCAGUAAUGAGGGUGCGUACGUCGUACAGCUGGUGAUGGAGGACUUUCCCCGGCAGACUCUCACGCUGACGCAAACCAACGGGUCGCAGACGACCGUAACUACCAACACUGCUAUCAGCAAAAUACCUCUUCAGUUUGCUGUACGGGUGGGCCCUGCAGCGCCGUCUUGCACAGAGGGACUCUAUCUGCCCCUGUUCCUGUCUCCAACCCCGGCCAACAGAGCUCAGCUGUACACCCGUGUCAAUCAGGUCCUGCAAAUCAACAUCAGUGUAGUAGCAGCCAAUGUCUCCACGUUUCAGCUCCUGGUCAGUGGGCCCUACAACGUCAUCCGGAAUACAUCGGAAACAGGACAGUACACUUUGAAAUGGACGCCGUCUGAAAACAAAGAUGGAGAAAGCCACCCCAUCUGUUUUGUCGUACAGGCAGUUUCCAAUAAUUCGGUGAGAUAUCACUCCGAGCUCCGAUGUGUCAUUGUGAAUGUUGGAAACGACCCAACAUCCCCAAGCCCAACAUCAACCACCACCCCAUCUACAACCAACUUUUCAACAACUACACCAUUGACCACUCCAAACAUCACUACGCCAAACAUAACAACCACCCCAUCUACAACCAACCUUUCAACAACUACACCAUUGACCACGCCAAACAUUACAACCACCCCAUCUACAACCAACUUUUCAACAACUACACCAUUGACGACGCCAAACAUAACAACCACCCCAUCUACAACCAACCUUUUCAACAACUACACCAUUGACCACGCCAAACAUUACAACCACCCCAUCUACAACCAACUUUCAACAACUACACCAUUGACCACGCCAAACAUUACAACCACCCCAUCUACAACCAACUUUUCAACAACUACACCAUUGACCACGCCAAACAUCACUACGCCAAAGAUAACAACCACCCAGUCUACAACCAACUUUUCAACAACUACACCAGUUACCAUCCCUGCCACAAAUACAACAACCAAUACCCCAACAAUUACGCCACAACAAAACAGUCCGCCACCAGCUACUACACCAGUAACCAGCGUCUCAAACCAUAUUGUUAUUUUGAGACUGAAGGUUUCCUCGCCAUCUCCACUGUCUGAAGUCUUCAUCAGGAGUACCGUAUUGCAACAGAUUAAAGAUGAACUGGUGAAUCGAGGGUUGCCGUCAAACACGAUUGUACGCCUUGUGAGUACUGGGUAGUGUGUUCAUUUCCGACCACAGCGACCCCUGUUGAUUGAACAUUUACUGACCCGUGGAGAGAAAGUUGUCAGUUGCCUGUUAAAUUUUAACAUUAAAACAUGUUUACAUUAAAUCAAUGGUCAGCUUUUAUGUGUAAAUAUCAUAGUGUAUACUAAGGACGUAAAUAUUUGACUGUAUAAUAUACAGAACAUAUGUUAAAUUACACUCUACUCAUUGUUGUUUAACCAAACUUUAUUUUUUUUUUAAAUACAUGUAAUUAUUUGACUGUAUAAUGUAUAAGGUUCCUGUUGUGGUGUGUAUUAAAAUAUCUUGCUGCCUUUGAUUAUUUGUCCAAUAUGUGAUAUACAUAUGUCCAUUUCUAAG
This is a messenger RNA of Etheostoma spectabile (orangethroat darter), 2216 nucleotides long. RefSeq names its product mucin-2. The record is from RefSeq and is a predicted model, not a curated record. Bases 51 to 1853 code for a protein of 600 amino acids. NCBI's taxonomy places the organism in Eukaryota, Metazoa, Chordata, Actinopteri, Perciformes, Percidae. The transcript is spliced from 11 exons.